Carya illinoinensis is the source of this 1363-nucleotide messenger RNA. RefSeq names its product protein PIN-LIKES 1-like. Lineage: Eukaryota; Viridiplantae; Streptophyta; Magnoliopsida; Fagales; Juglandaceae. The transcript has 4 exons. Gene Ontology annotation, cellular component: membrane. The coding region runs from base 393 to 776 and encodes 127 amino acids. The record is from RefSeq and is a predicted model, not a curated record. Gene Ontology annotation, biological process: endoplasmic reticulum to cytosol auxin transport.
AAAUAGAAAGACUAGAGCCACGCUUUUCUGUGUGUGCAACUGGGUCUGGCGGUGGUGCUCUCCCUUUAGCGGUCCUCUUCUUGAGCUCGUCUUUGGCUUUGUGAUCUUCAAGUCUUCAAGUGGAUCUGUGCUCUCUCUUCAAGUGGAUGAGUCCGUAAGUAGCCACUGAACUGGAUCUUCAAGUGGUCUUCUUCUUCGUGUGGAAGGGUCAUCAUCUUGGAUAGAUGAAAAAGCAAGAUCUUUGGCCUGAUUUCGAAGGCAAAUUUUUGUCGUGAUUUUGAUGACCACUUCAACAUUUGUUGGCUCGGGUGAUAUCUAUUGGGUCAUCUUCGUGGGUAGCUUCUUAGACAUUUGAUUAUGACUAUUGGGUUUAUCAUCGCAGUAGUCUCUCCAUGCGAGCGGCAAUGAUUGGUGAUGAUGCUACUCUUCGUGAGGUCUACAGUUCCACGAGUUUGUUAGGGGAAGCAGCAAUACCAUCUAUGACACUGAUAAUUGGAGCAAAUCUUCUUGGAGGUCUAAAAAGUACUGGAAUAGUUCCAUCACUGAUCAUAGGGAUUAUUGCAAUUCGGUACGUGUUAUUGCCUUCACUGGGUAUUGUUAUUGUUAUGGAUGCAAACCAUUUUGGCAUGGUGGGAUCAGAUCCAUUAUAUCAGUUUACACUAAUGCUUCAGUAUGCUGUAGGUAUGCAUAUGCUUACUAGUUUUUCGUUUCUGUUUGGCUAUGUGAAAGCCCCCUGUUUGAAACCUUUAUACCCAGUGCUUCUUGGCAACAUAUAGAAAAAAUCCAGACAACUUUAUAACAUCUCGAGUUCAAAUGGUUCAGUUUGAAGUGUUGAGCACCUUAAUACUCAACUAAACUUGGCUCGACUCAUCUGUAGUCCUACUUAAGAUUCUAAAUGAUGCGUGGAACAAUAUGGAUUUGAUUGAUGAGUCUCAUUCGGUGAAGUUCCAUGGCCCCUUCCUGGCCAUGGUUUGCUACAAAAAUUCCUGUCUUUAACCUUCUCAAGAAUGCGUUGUAUAUGCAAAAUGUUAAUAACUAAAGCUAUAUCCUGAACAUUGCAGGUACCACUUCUCAAGUGCUUGAGACUGGAGAGAAGGAAUGCUCUUUCAUUAUGCCAUGGACGUAGAUUGUGGCGGCAUUCUCUCAAACGCUGUGGUCUACCAUCUUCAUGUGGCUUGUUUCUUAAUUCGGUUGCUCUUUUCAUUAUUUUGAUGGCCUAACGAUCAUCAUUGAAGGCAAGCACGGCGACAUCCAGAUAGCCACCUAUUCCUUUAUCAUUCCUCUGUACCAACAUUAUUUACUAUUGCCUGUAACGAAACCAACAACCAAAUACUCCAAUGAUAUUAUUUGCUUAAUUUAUCAA